AGAUAUAUACUAUAAAAAUAAUUACAUAAGUGAUAAAGUUGUAUACCUGAGGUCUGAUAAUGAAAAUCUUCGUCAUGAAAGUUCCUCACAUUUGGAAAUGCCAGGGAAAAAGUAGUAUGUGAACAUACUUGUUCAUGGAGGGAUGAAAGGGAGGCAUGGGAUGAAAAUACUCAAGGUGAAGUAAUCAAUGACAGUGGAUAUAUAAAGGAAGUAUUUUCAGUAUACUUAGAAGUAUGCAUACCCCAGUGCAAGAGAGAGGUGAAGCCUUACACAGUUUCAAGUCACUCGUGUUCCAAAGGCUUUUGUUUUGUGAAGAUGAUUAAAUGUGUUGAUGUGUUGGAAGAUGGAGAAAAGAGCAUGGAGGUCCUAGCUACCGUAAGAAAUGAACCAGAGCACACAUAUUCCCCCUGAGUUUUAGACAGAGAGGGAAGAAUGUUUAUGUUAAAUAACAAUACUGAUGCAAGAGAGAAUGUGUACAAACAGUUUAUUAAUAUAUUUGGGCAGAAAAUUAUUAACUUCAUAUCUGGAGCCCUUUCUCAUUGGGUUUAACAAGGAUGAUGUCAGCUUGACCAGUUUGAGAGACCUGGAGGUUGAAUCCAUUCAGCUACUGCUGACCAGAGUUAUCAUCUCCCUCUCUGUAGUCCUUAAUUAGAUAAUUUGUUGGCUCAGCUUUGCUCAGUACCAUAACAGAAGAAUAUUUCUCUUCUGUUAAAAGAACAGUAAAACCUUGCUAGGUGAUUGUUCUAGGGAGUCAUUCAGGCGUUUAUGUUCCAAAAUCUUUUGUAUCAAAGCCUUUUGGUAAAGGGAGUUGAGAUUGUUUAGAAGUGCUCCUUGUACUGCUCCUUGUAUAAUUUUUUAGUGAGACUGUGAAUACCAGCUGCAUUGAGUAAUCAGUACUGAGAAACACUCAGCAAUUUCAGGUAAUGAAGCUUGGCAGCAGCAAGUCUCUGUAAGCACAAUUCCACUCCACGUGUGCAGUGAGUUUCCAGAAGACAGGGAAUCUUCAGGCAUGCUUUGUGCUGGCGUAGGUACCUUAGAUGUGAUGUUAGUCAUGUAGAUGCUUUCAGAGGAGCUCCCUGAUGGCUAUGUUCUGAGAUAAGCCAGAGUGGUAUUAUAGGGGAGAAAAGCUAAAGCUUUGUAGUGUGGAGCUUCCUUGUUAACAUGAAGAGCAUUAAACUGAAAUUGUGAUGAGACCUGACAUCACAAGCAAUGCCAAAGAUUGCAUUAAAUACUCAUGAGUGCAGGGCAAGGCAAUGGACAGUUUUGCCUGGUUCUUUUCCUAGAAGUACUCCUGUGAGCAUUAUUCAGUACAACUGACUGUUUCUCCUUCUAACAGUUUUUAUUUGAGACAGCUCUUUAAAUAAUGCAGGUCAGAUAUUCUUACCCUGAAGUUUAUUGGGUAAGAUGUUUUGUGCUGUUUGUUCUCAGGUCAGUUUCCUGAAGAAACUGGAAAGCUUUGCUCUGGAUUUCACACCUGCUCAGAAAUUUGCUUGGCCACCUUCACAUUGGACACUUCUCUCUCCAUGGGACGUGCCAUAAGAGAUCCUAAGUCCAAAGGAGUGCUGGGUCCCAUCAGAAAUCGUGAUUGCAUUAUGUGAUGUGGGCUCAUGUCCAUCACACCUACACUGGCUACAGUAAACAUCAGGCCACUGGGUGCCCCUGCUCUGACUGCCUGGCUGCCACGCAGGUCUGAGGCUCCCUGAGGAUUAUUUCCCUGCUCUGCAGGGGAGCCUGCACAGACACAGCCAUGCAAAUUCACCAGGCUGAAUCAUGUGGCCUCUAUGAAUCCUCUAUAGGAUUGUCUCUGCUCCAAGCAGUAGGUGUCAGUGUGCAUCUGUCAUAAAGGAGGUGCAAGUGAAAAACAUUAGGAACCCUGAAUAAAGUUGCUUUUAGUGGGGUUACUUUUCUGUGUAGUAACAAAGUAGUGUAAAAAAUAAUUUACCAUCUUUAAAGGAAGCAUAAUUUGAUCUGAGCCUGUGAAAGUGUGAAGGUGCUGAAAAAAUAAUGAAAGUGUGUCCUCUGUGUGAUAGGACAUGCCAGUAACUAUGAGCACAGCCCUUUUGAUUUUAAACUCAUUAUUUUCAUAUUUUGUAUGUCAUCACAACACUCCUCUUUGGUGAAAGUGUGUCAAAUGAAGUAGUUGUCCUAAAAUGGAUCCCACGUGAGUUUGCAGUAUUGCAUGUCACAGUGUGGAGAGUGGAUAGCAUUUAGACCAUAUAAAUACCUAUGAAUAGGAACUUUCUAGAUCAGAGAUUGAAAUACUACAUUCAGGAGGACUUCAGGAAUUUCCCAUCUGUAAUGUCAAAGCCAUUUAAACAUCCUCAACUUUGAUGAAAUAGCAAAAAGUUUUUGCAUCUGUUGAGGCUUUCUUACUGUUGUGCUUGGCUUUUAAAAAAGCAAAAACAAGAAUAAAAGGCACCUUUCCUUCCUGAAUAAAGCAGAUGGACUGUAAAUACAUCUCAGUCAGGUGACUUUAGUACCAGGCUGCAAGUGUAGCUUAUGAAUUAGGCCAUUAGCUAUUGUCAAGAAUUAAUUAAAUUACUUCAUAAAUGAAAACCCAAUCUAGGAAAACACUAUGCCAGUGUGUUGGUUUCCUAGUUUGCUCUGUUUGAUGUGGUUUUUUUUUUUCCUCUUUAUGUCUAGAUGCUAAGAUACUUUGCUCAAUAGUGGCUUGAAUGAAAGAAAUCAGGAGAAGCGGCAUUGAUAUCCAACAUCUGCUAUCACAAGAUGCCCAACGCAGACCAGACAAGUGCCCACGUAUCACAAGUCAGUAGCAAUGUUCCUGCUACAGGAGAGUAUUUAGAGAAGACAAUCCGCUCAGCUGUGGAGCAGCAUCUCUUUGAUGUUCAUGGCUCAGGUGGCCAGAGUUCAGAGGACUCUGAAUCCGGGACAUCUUCAGCCUCUUCUAAUGUGUCUGCCAGGCAGAGGAGGCGACACCACAAAGAGCAGGAGGAAGCCCGGAGAAACAGAGACAUGGAAGUUGUCAACAAGGAAAACAUUCCCUCUGGAUUCAGCAGUCUUGAAGAUUGUAUUCUAGCUGCUCAAGAUGUAGAAAAAUUACAAGACACCAGCUCUGGAUACCUUAGUGAAAGGAAUAAAUCAAAACGGCAGAAAUCUAGCACCAAGCUCUCAGAGCUUAAUGACAACCAGGACAGUCCUGUGAGUAUGGAAAACUUUAGCUCAUCCAAGCCUAUAGACAGAACAGGACCUGAUGACAUGGAAAUUUUAUCUGAAGAAAGCAAAGAAAGUGAAAACGAUGAGGUUUUUUUCAGACGUUCUCAGCUGACUUCAAGUAUGAAGAUUCAAGAACAUCCAAACAUGCCUGAAAACAAGUUACAAAGAAAUCAAGAUGCUGAUGAUCAGGAAAACAGCUUUGUAUCUGAAGUGCCUCGGCUGGAUUUAACAUCGCUGUGUGAUGACAGCAACUGGGAAGAGCCCAUCCCUGCUCUCUCCUCAUGGCAGCGAGACGGCUUAGACUCAGAUGAGGCUCGCCUUUCCCCGCAGGCCGGGCGCUUGAUUCGCCAGCUUCUGGAUGAGGACAGCGAUCCUAUGCUGUCCCCUCGCUUCUAUGCCUACGGACAGAGCCAGCAGUACCUGGAUGAUACAGAAGUGCCUCCUUCUCCUCCCAAUUCUCAUUCCUUCAUGAGGAGACGGAGUUCAUCUUUAGGAUCUUAUGAAGACGACAGAGAAGACCUUACCCCUGCACAACUCACCCGGAGGAUUCAGGGGCUCAAGAAAAAGAUCAGAAAAUUUGAGGACAAAUUUGAAGAGGAGAGGAAAUACAGACCUUCCCACAGUGACAAAGCAGCCAACCCUGAAGUGCUCAAAUGGACAAAUGAUUUGGCCAAAUUCCGAAAGCAACUUAAAGAGUCAAAACUGAAGAUAUCAGAGGAAGACCUUGGCCCUGUUGUGCGUCAGCGCAGCAACACACUCCCCAAGAGCUUCGGGUCUCAGCUGGAGAAGGAGGAUGACAAGAAGCAAGACCUGUCAGAUAAAUCUGCCAAGCCUGCCGUGGAAGUGACCCUUGACUCCAUCCAGAAGAAGCUUCAAGAGAAACGAGCAGAGACAAAUCGACCUGAAGACAUUAAGGACAUGACACGAGAUCAGAUAGCAGCUGAAAAAGUGGCUCUUCAAAAAGCUUUGCUGUAUUAUGAAGGCAUUCAUGGCAGACCGGUUACCAAAAAUGAACGGCAGGUGAUGAAGCCGUUGUAUGACAGGUAUCGCUUGGUCAAACAGAUCCUCUCCAGAGCCAACACCAUCCCUAUUAUUGGUUCCCCCUCCAGCAAGCGGAGAAGCCCUUUGCUGCAGCCAAUUAUCGAGGGCGAAACAGCUUCCUUCUUCAAGGAGAUAAAGGAAGAAGAGGAGGGGUCUGAGGAGGACAGCAAUGUGAAGCCGGAUCUCACAAUUACCAUAAAAACAGAUUUCAGUGUGCGCAGCUUCUUGGAUCAACUAGAAGAUGAUGCUGGCUUUGUUUCCCCAGUGGAUGAUAAGAUGCCAUCUAGGAGCAGUCAGGAUAUGGGGCUUUCAAAUCUCCAUGAAGCAUCCAUCCCUGAACUGUUAGAGCAGCUCCAAGAAGUCAGGGAAGAGAAAAAGAGAAUCAGAAAAAAACUGAGAGACUUUGAAGAUAACUUUUUCCGACAAAAUGGAAGGAAUGUGCAGAAAGAAGACCGCACUCCCAUGGCUGAAGAGUACAAUGAAUACAAGCAGGUUAAGGCCAAGCUGAGGCUACUGGAAGUCCUGAUCAGUAAGAGAGAUAUUAGCUCCAAGAUCAUGUAAAGGAGGAGAUUGUUUUUGCCAAUAAACAAAGAGGAGAGAGCACCAAAUGGACAAAUGCAUGAAGUGGAUGCAGCGGGGGCCUGACUGGGAGAGCUGAGGAGCUCCCUGGGAACUGAAGGGUCAUUCCCAGAGGUGGGAGAGGGAGGAAAGGUGGAUUUCUGUCACUCUCUACAUUUGCUGUUGCCCACUGUUUCUCCAGGCUUGAUGUCCAAAAUGGAGUUUGCCAGUGUAGGGGAGACAACGCUGCACUCAGUGACUGCACUGAAGGGAUCCUUCUGUACUGAUUUGCUUACAGAUCCUGUAAUAUUUAGAAUAUCUAAGCCAGCCAUGCUGUUUUUUUGUUUUCUUUUUCCACAGGAUAUUAUAGCAAGAGGCAAAUUAGGAUUAAUAGUAAUGAAAUCAUCAAAUAGCUUCUACUUCAGUUGAACAGACAAGUGCUGUGACCAAUCUCAUAUUAAGGCACAGGUCAGGCAGCACCAAGACUGUUCUCUUGUAGCUACAGUAAAGAUUUGCUCAGACUUUUGA
Messenger RNA from Sturnus vulgaris (Common starling), 5301 nucleotides. It is a transcript of the gene FAM13A, whose product is annotated as family with sequence similarity 13 member A. NCBI's taxonomy places the organism in Eukaryota, Metazoa, Chordata, Aves, Passeriformes, Sturnidae. The record is from RefSeq and is a predicted model, not a curated record. Gene Ontology annotation, biological process: signal transduction.